AUGCAAGCUACAACAACUCUGAAGGAUGCUGCUCAAUACGGAAAUCAUUUCAGUAAUAAAAUUAUUGGAAAUACCGGACGCAAUCCCUUUGCGUCGAUUAUAAAUGAUGAUAACAAUACAUCAGAUGAAGUGACCGAAUCAUAUGUGAAUAUUGACAGAAUGAAUAGUUCAAACGAU
Messenger RNA from Funneliformis mosseae, 177 nucleotides. The record is from the annotation of a GenBank genome assembly. NCBI's taxonomy places the organism in Eukaryota, Fungi, Glomeromycota, Glomeromycetes, Glomerales, Glomeraceae.